GUCCCCGUCUACCAGUCCAGUACCCUACCAGUGCCCGAAACCUCCCCCCAAAAGAGCUGGUAACCUAGCGCGUUCUGCCGCAACCCAACAACGCAGAGGAGAUCCAUGGCUGGCCGGAGCAACCGCCGCCGCCGCCGCCGCCGGCGCGCUAAGGCGGAGGCGGAGGCGGAGGCGGAGGUAUUAAUUGCUGCCGACUCUCCCUGUAAGGCAUCACCCUCCUCCGGGUCCUCUGGAACAUCCUCCGACCACGUCGUCCAGCGCAAAAUCCCUCUUUCGAAGCUGAAGGAUUCAUCGCCCAAGGUGGAAGCGGAGGUAUUAAUUGUCGCCAACUCUCCACCCUCCUCCGGUUCCUCUGGAACAUCCUCCGACCGCGUCGUCCAGCGCAAAAUCCCUCUUUCGAAGCUGAGGGAUUCAUCGCCCAAGGAGGAAGAGGAGGACCCGAGGAGGAUACUGCGGCGGAGUCUGCUGGGCCAGAUCCGCGGCUACUACCUCGACGCCAUCUCUCGCUUGCCCACCGCCGACCUCACUACUACCCUAGCGCGCGGCCUGCUCAUCGCUGGUCACUGCUACGGCCCUCUCCACCCUGUCCACAACAUCCUCCUCAACGCCGUUUGGCACUCCUCCGCUUUCCCCCUGCGCUCCGGCGACCGGAUCGAUGUGCCCGUCAUCUGCAACCGUACCAUAACCUACCUCGCCCAGCGCUCUCUUGAUGGACUGGUCGCUUCCCUUCGCUAUCACUGUGCUGGCCUCUCCCACGACGACGCCCUUUGGCACCUCAAUCUCUCCCGUGCCGACCUCCGUGCUGCCGUUGCAUCCGCACGCGGCGCUGCACCGUCAUUGUUCCGUCCGGCGGAAUUGGAUGUCAAAGCGGCCUUUCAGGUGGCUGCCAAGACGGCGCGGCAUCCUAAACCUGCAGCCUUCGCGCUCUUUGCUUCUUCUGUGAUUCCUUCUGUGGAACGUGACGCUGUCUCGCUGCUCAACAACAAACGCAGGCUUUCCUCAGCUGACAUUUUGUGCCUCUCCACUAUGUUGCUGCCUUCUCCACUACCAGAUGAGCUGCCACAUCCUCCUCUUCAAGAUCGGUGCAGGAAGGCCUUUGAAAUCAUCACUAGAAAGAGGAAACUUUUCAUAAUAUGGUAUGAACGAUGGGUUAAAAUAGCGGAUGCAGCGUUGCGCAAGUAUGCCCAGCAAACCGGGUCACACUACCAGCUUCAUAUCAUCUAUGGCACAGGUACCCUGAAGGAUGAAUUCAAUUUGGAUAGAUCUUUCCAUAUCAAUUUCAUGGCGUGGCCAAAGGAUGAUCCUUCUUCUACUAGAGAAGCUCCUGUGUUUUUCUUUGCGGAAGCAGUUCAGGGGUCUGACCCUGACUUUCGUGAAGAGGACAUCACCUUGUGUUGUACAGUACAGCCAUCACCAAGUGAAGUUGAUAGUUGCCAUUCUUGUCUGACCAAAAAGUUUAGAAUCGAUCACUCGGAUGAUUCUGAGAACUUUGGUGGUGGGCAGUACUACAAGAUGGAUGGAAGCGGCUCAGACCUUGACUGCCCUGUCAUACUUGAUGUUGACUACAGGUGUUUCGAUCCUGAAAGAGACAUUGAUAUCGUGGAGUACUUGGAUCAAGAUUUUACCCGUUACAUAUCCUCUUCACCCUGCCAUCGUCAUCAGAAAAAUGCCCGCGAUGAAAAUAUUUUAGAUUAUUGCAGCGGAAUCAUGUGACCUGCCAUGGUUGUAAUUUGAGGGUUGUUCUUUGCCUACAUGGUCGUUAUGUAUGAACGUUAUCAAACUAGAUUCUGUUAUAUUAUUAUUGUUGUUGUUUCGUAACAAUGUGUGACUGUUGAUUUUUGCUUAAAACGUGAACAGUGUUGUUCAAUUGCUAGAUUUGUUACACAUUGUUACAUGUAUUUUCAGAUAUUUUUUUUCCAUA
Brachypodium distachyon (stiff brome) is the source of this 1921-nucleotide messenger RNA. RefSeq lists its product as uncharacterized. The record is from RefSeq and is a predicted model, not a curated record. Lineage: Eukaryota; Viridiplantae; Streptophyta; Magnoliopsida; Poales; Poaceae. The transcript is spliced from 2 exons. Bases 106 to 1713 code for a protein of 535 amino acids.